Messenger RNA from Drosophila grimshawi, 1512 nucleotides. Its product is annotated as RNA-binding protein cabeza. Gene Ontology annotation, cellular component: cytosol. The transcript is spliced from 6 exons. NCBI's taxonomy places the organism in Eukaryota, Metazoa, Arthropoda, Insecta, Diptera, Drosophilidae. Gene Ontology annotation, molecular function: mRNA binding. Bases 19 to 1146 code for a protein of 375 amino acids. The record is from RefSeq and is a predicted model, not a curated record.
AUUUAUAUAUAUAUAUAUAUGUCGACAGCCAAAGUGUUUGUAGGCAGUCUGCCGCCUGGCUGCAAACCGGAGGAGCUGCGACACUUGUUCACCAACUAUGGCGUUGUCGUCGAGUGCGACAUUAUGAAUCGAUGCGGAUUCGUUCAUCUGGAGACCAUCGAAAUGGCCGAGGCAGCCAUUGCCGCUCUAAACGGCAUCGAAUUUAAAGGCCAAACAAUUGUCGUAGAACCGGGCAGACCCAAAGACAGAAGAGGUGGCGGCGGCGGCGGUGGAGGUGCCGGCAACCGAAGGCCCAUGCAAGGACACGGCGGCGGCGGCAAUUUUAAUCGCGGUGGUCACAACAGUGGAAAUAAUUUCAGAGGCGGUGGCGGCGGCGGAGGCGGUGGAGGCGGCGGCCGUGGACAAAACUCAAGCGACAGCCAUUAUGGACCAAUGAGAAGUGAUCUGAACUUCAGACAGCAGCGAAGUGCGCCGUAUAGCAAGGGAUCGGGACAGCAUAACCAAAGCUUUGACACUCCUUCAACACAACCGUAUAAAAACAAAUUUAACCAAGGCAUGAUUGGCAGCUCAUCACACAGUGAUUACUAUGCGAGCGGAUCGGGUAACUCCGGUGGCUCUGGUAGUCAUCAGCGUGGUGGCAAUGGCGGGGGCUCCUCAUCACAUAACAUUGGGCAAGAUCGCCGGGGAUUCGCACUGCCCGCCGUCGAACAUCAGCAGCAGCAGCCGGUGUCGUUUGGUGGCAAACCAAAUCGAUUUGGCAAUGGACCAAUUGAUCAUGAUAAUGGCCCAUAUCAGCGCAAUCGCAACAAUAUUGGAAUGAAUAGCAGCAGCAGCCCGCAGGGCAAUCGUGGUGGUUUUAAUACGAGCCGCGGUGGUUUUGGUGGACGUGGUGGCGGCUUCAGUGGUCGACGUGGCAGUGGCAGUGGACACAGCAGCAGCAGCAGCAGCAUGUCGCAUAAUUAUAAUAAGCACGAUUCCGUUAAUGGUCACAAUCAUCAUAGUGCACCAAAUGCAUAUCAAACGGAUUUUCCACCGCUCGGCAGUGGUGGUGCAGGUGGAGGUGGAGCUGGUGGUGCUUCAGGCAAUUACAAUCGAUUUAAUGGACCGCGGCCAGCGCAGAAUAUGAGCGGGAAUCGAAGAUUUUAAAGUGUUUUAUUUUUGUAAAGCAAUAUUUUUAUCAUGGACGACGCAGAUUGUAAUCGAAGAUGGAUUUCUAACCGAAUUGCUAAUAGCCGAAUUUUGUUUUCCAUAAAUUGUCCGCGCGCGACAUUUUAAUUUUAAGGUAUAUAAAAAGUUCGAAACCGUUUAUCAAUACGAUUAAGCCCAACAACAACAAUCAACGACAGUAUAAUUUGUUAAUUGUAAUUUAGGAUGAUACAAUUAUUAUCCCUUGAACAAUGUGCAAAUAGAUCUUUUUCCAAUUAGUAAUGACAAAGGAAUGCAUUGUAAGACCACGUCACGUUCUUCUUACAAUACGAUCAAUACAAAUAUUAAAACUUUUCAAUAUAGAAA